AUGUUGCCCAAUAGAAAGAAUUGCAUUUACUCAUUGGACGCUUAUUCAGGGGUCCAAAAGAAUCGUUACCGAUAUGACUUAAAAAAGAACGAAAUCCGGGCGUCCACGGCGAAAUGCAGCGGCGGCUCCCCCCACAGGGAGCGACGACGACGCGAUGACGACACGUCCACGGCGAGCGGCUUCGCGGCGGCGCUGCACCGCACCCCCCCGCCGCCCCCGCCCGCCCUGCUGCGGCGGCUCGGCGUGAAGGAGCCCACGGGCGUCGGGAAGCGCCGCGCCGCGCUCAUUAACUUUGCGAUCGUCAGUUGUCUUAUUAAACGCAACCAAUUAGCGGAGCCGGGCGCCGGCGCCCUUAAAUCAUUGACUCGGCCG
Messenger RNA from Iphiclides podalirius (scarce swallowtail), 372 nucleotides. Lineage: Eukaryota; Metazoa; Arthropoda; Insecta; Lepidoptera; Papilionidae. The record is from the annotation of a GenBank genome assembly.